This is a messenger RNA of Mucor mucedo, 921 nucleotides long. Its product is annotated as NUDIX hydrolase domain-like protein. The transcript is spliced from 2 exons. Gene Ontology annotation, molecular function: diphosphoinositol-polyphosphate diphosphatase activity; bis(5'-adenosyl)-pentaphosphatase activity; bis(5'-adenosyl)-hexaphosphatase activity. Bases 35 to 694 code for a protein of 219 amino acids. NCBI's taxonomy places the organism in Eukaryota, Fungi, Mucoromycota, Mucoromycetes, Mucorales, Mucoraceae. Gene Ontology annotation, biological process: diphosphoinositol polyphosphate metabolic process; adenosine 5'-(hexahydrogen pentaphosphate) catabolic process; diadenosine hexaphosphate catabolic process. Gene Ontology annotation, cellular component: cytoplasm; nucleus. The record is from RefSeq and is a predicted model, not a curated record.
CUUACAAUUUCAUAUUUUUUUCUUAUUUAUAAAUAUGAGUUAUAAUAGAGCACUUUCUACACCCCCUCCCGAGCCUAUUGAAACAAAAGUCAAGUAUACAAAGAAAGCCAGACAUGGUCAUGGUAAAGAUGUUAUCGACUCCCACAACAUUAGACAAGUCGCCGGUUGCUUACCGAUUGAUCCUGCUGGCAAACGCAUUCUAUUGAUAUCCUCAAGCAAAAAUCCAGAACAUUGGGUUAUUCCUAAAGGUGGAUGGGAAAUUGAUGAAACUCAAGAACACGCAGCACUUCGAGAAACCUGGGAAGAAGCAGGGCUCAAAGGACGUAUUAUUCGACGAUUGGGGAUAUUCGUAGAACGUGCGAACAAGAGAAUCAAAGCACAUCACUGGAUAUUUGAGAUGGAAAUAGAUGAAAUUGCAAAGAAAUAUCCCGAACGUCAAAAGAGAGAUCGUCGUUGGUUUACAUAUGACGAAGCCUUGUUGGCAACCCAGAAUAAUGAAUACAUUCAAGAAGCAAUUCGGGUUUCAAGUUUAAACCCAUUAUCAACACCUCGUUCUUCAAUAGACGUACAGGUUUCACCCACUACCCCUACAGCCACUGAAGAUUUAAUGCACUCAGAAACACCAAAGAAAAAAUCGAUGGAUGGUUUCGAAACCUUGAAAGAGCUGAUGGAAAACACCACCAUAUCCUCUUAGAUGUUUUAUUUUUAUUUAUUUUAUUUUUAAUUUAUACACAUAUACCAUUUCUUUUGUUUUUCUUUCAUGCCCCGCGCAGACAACAUAAUAAAAUUAUUUUAAGACAAUUAUUUAUUUUCUUUCAUCAUACAUACGCAAAUUUAAGGUUGGCAACGGGAAAACUGCGCUUUAUUUCUAGUGCCCCGAUUUUAGCUUUACGACACAUGUUUUGCCAAAACGUAUACAUC